Molecule: messenger RNA, 615 nt
Organism: Pleurotus ostreatus (oyster mushroom)
Lineage: Eukaryota; Fungi; Basidiomycota; Agaricomycetes; Agaricales; Pleurotaceae
Exons: 3
Coding region: 1-615 (204 amino acids)
Source: RefSeq, a predicted model, not a curated record
AUGGCGCCGCUAGACGAGCUACCGCCUAUAGUAAAGGCGCUUCAGCAAGGUUGGCUGGUACUGUUUCGCACUUCAGCGUUCGUUUCAGCCAUCUUUGCCCUCCUCAGCAUGCAGUUAUUACUGCAAGGAAGCCAGCUCAUGGGAACCAUCGAUUCGCCCGGAGACACUGCCUUUCAAAUCCUCGCAUAUAUAUCGCUGAUCCUCAACUCCAGUGCUUCCACUGCCUCCAUUGUUCUCAUUGACCGUAUUGGGGAGCUAGACUUCAACUCGUCUUCGCGCCCCAUGGAAUCGCUUCCCACCGCAGGGUGGGUCAACGCGAAUGCAAAGUCGCUAUUGCGGCUUUACGGGGCUGGUCGUUCUUGGAUGUAUGUCUUUUACCAUUGGUUCGCUUCCAUGCUCAUCGGGAUUCCUUCUUUCUGGGCUGCAUUAGUCCUGAUGACUUGGGUCCACACAGAUGCUGCCGUCAGUAUCACAGUCGUCUGUGUAGCAGUCUUCGGGAUCCUGCCGCUCCUUUGCUUCUUGCCCUACAGAGCGUUUUUCCCCCAUGACAGCACACCGCUGCUUCCUCAAAACCGGCCCAGGACAACAAGCACCGUUGUCUGCGCGGUCGUAUGA